This is a messenger RNA of Fulvia fulva, 1005 nucleotides long. RefSeq names its product Ribosome maturation protein SBDS. The record is from RefSeq and is a predicted model, not a curated record. NCBI's taxonomy places the organism in Eukaryota, Fungi, Ascomycota, Dothideomycetes, Mycosphaerellales, Mycosphaerellaceae. Gene Ontology annotation, biological process: cytosolic ribosome assembly; ribosome biogenesis. The transcript has a single exon. Bases 1 to 1005 code for a protein of 334 amino acids.
AUGCCCUCCGCCCAGAUAAACCAACCCUCCAACCAAAUAAAACUCACCAACGUCUCCCUCGUGCGCAUGAAAAAAGGCAAAAAGCGCUACGAAAUCGCCUGCUACAAGAAUACCGUCACCUCCUUCCGCGCCGGCAACGAGACCGAUCUCGACAACGUCCUCCAAAUCCCCAACGUAUUCCUCGACGUCUCGAAGGGCCAAGUCGCACCAAAUGAAGACCUCAAGAAAUCAUUCCCGGGAAUGACGCGCGAUGAGAUCGUGUUGGAGAUUCUGAAGAAGGGGGAGAUUCAAGUAGGCGAGAAGGAGCGGAGCCAGGAGUUGGAACGGGUGCACCGGGAGGUGAUUGAGAUUGUGACAGGAAGACUUGUGGAUCCGAAGAGCAAGAGAGUGUACACGCCGGGGAUAAUUGAGAAGGCGUUGGAUCAGCUGAGUAGUCAGGGUGGACACGCGGGACGAGGUGCCGGGAAAGGAUCGAAGGAGACUGCCGAGGGGAGCGACAGGAGUAAAAGCAGAGAGCAGAGUUCGGCGAGGACGAAUGAGUCAGGGACCAGUACACCGGCGAAGACAAAUGGUGAGGGAAGCACUGGGCUGGAAGAGAAUCUGGAGAAGCUGGCGGUGAAGCCCAAGUGGACGGGCGUGACGACGAAUAAGAAUGCGAAGUCCCAGGCACUGGAUGCAAUCAAAGCACUGAUUGCGCAUCAGCCUAUACCCGUGGCGAGGGCGAGGAUGAGGUUGAGGAUUACGAGUCCCACGAGUAUAUUGAAGCAGAGUGUCAAGUCUGCGCCGAAGGCUGAAGGAGAAGAGGCAAGCACGGGCACUGUCAAGGACAAGAUCUUGAGUUUUGUCGAGCAGGUGGAGAAUCAGGACGUGGUGGGUGAGGAGUGGGAGUGUGUUGGGUUUGUCGAGCCGGGAAGCUUCAAGACGCUUAGUGAGUUCAUCAGCACGCAUACGAAAGGCAAGGUACGGGCGGAAGUGCUCGAUACGACUGUCACGCACGAGGAUUAG